Messenger RNA from Empidonax traillii (willow flycatcher), 1014 nucleotides. RefSeq names its product noggin (gene NOG). The coding region runs from base 93 to 764 and encodes 223 amino acids. NCBI's taxonomy places the organism in Eukaryota, Metazoa, Chordata, Aves, Passeriformes, Tyrannidae. The transcript has a single exon. The record is from RefSeq and is a predicted model, not a curated record. Gene Ontology annotation, biological process: negative regulation of BMP signaling pathway; dorsal/ventral pattern formation; negative regulation of cell differentiation.
ACAAGUUUUCUGAUGUAUUUGCUUGCACCUUCUUCCCCUGCUGUUUGGUGAACCCAGCCCCCCUUCCCCCCCCCCCCACCGGUCUCCCAAGGAUGGAUCAUUCCCAGUGCCUUGUGACUAUAUACGCUUUGGUGGUUCUGCUGGGUCUCCGGCUAGAGCAGGGAGCCUGCCAGCACUAUCUGCACAUCCGACCUGCUCCCAGCGACAACUUGCCCUUGGUGGAUCUAAUCGAGCACCCGGACCCUAUCUUUGACCCCAAGGAGAAGGAUCUUAACGAGACCUUGCUAAGGAACCUCAUGGGCGGACACUUCGACCCUAACUUUAUGGCUAUUUCCUUGCCCGAGGACCGGCUCGGAGUGGACGAUCUAGCUGAGCUGGACUUGCUGCUCAGGCAGAGACCCUCGGGAGCGAUGCCCAGCGAAAUCAAGGGGCUGGAGUUCUACGAUGGGCUGCAGCCGGGCAAGAAGCACAGGCUGAGCAAGAAGCUGCGCAGGAAGCUGCAGAUGUGGCUUUGGUCCCAGACCUUCUGCCCGGUCCUAUACACGUGGAACGAUCUCGGCAGCCGCUUUUGGCCCCGGUAUGUCAAAGUGGGCAGCUGCUACAGUAAAAGGUCUUGUUCAGUCCCCGAAGGCAUGGUUUGCAAACCUGCCAAGUCCGUGCAUUUAACGAUCCUGAGGUGGAGGUGCCAGCGCCGGGGAGGGCAGAGGUGCACAUGGAUACCCAUCCAGUACCCCAUCAUUUCGGAAUGCAAGUGCUCCUGCUAGGGCUGGCACUUACCUUCUCGCCCCUUCUCCAGCGGACUCACGUGGACCUUUGCUGCAACAGAAAUAAAAGACAUUUGCUUUCUGGUUAACAUUGUAAUGCACUGUAACGUGUAGGAGAAUGUAUAUUGUGUGUAUAUAUGGCACCGGUUUAAUAUACUAUUAAAAGGUCAGUAUUACUCGUGAAAUAAUCAGAGCCUACUGUAUUUUUAAGACUAUUACCCUGAUCGUUGCUAAUGUAUCUUUUUUUUUC